This is a messenger RNA of Aspergillus heteromorphus CBS 117.55, 3804 nucleotides long. Its product is annotated as DEAD/DEAH box helicase. Gene Ontology annotation, molecular function: ATP binding; ATP-dependent chromatin remodeler activity. NCBI's taxonomy places the organism in Eukaryota, Fungi, Ascomycota, Eurotiomycetes, Eurotiales, Aspergillaceae. The record is from RefSeq and is a predicted model, not a curated record. The transcript is spliced from 4 exons. Bases 322 to 3402 code for a protein of 1026 amino acids. Gene Ontology annotation, cellular component: cytoplasm.
GAUGGCCCCCCCCCUCAGAUUGGAUAUUCUCGUGACUCUCAGCAGGGCACGAAUGCGCUUGGGCCAAUUCGUGGUGGUUUAUCGGCUUCCGGGAAGCGCCGACGCCCCGAUGAUGAUGAGGAUAAUGAUGAUGCCGACGACGACGACGAAAGUGAUUAUGAUGAGGAGGAUGACGGAUAUACCAAUUCGGGCACGGAUGAUCUUGAUGCGCCGGUUAGGCAACACCGACACAAACGCGCUCGCCGCUCCAGUCCUGGAGUUGCGUCUCAUCAUAGCGCUGGGGACGACGACGAGGAAGACGAUUUCCCUGUGGAUCACGACAUGCUGCGGUCCAUUCUAGGCGUUGACAGCGCUAAUAUCUUCCGCGACAUCCAAGAGGAGCAGAAGAAGGCGGAGAAGUGGCUCGAGGAGCGCAGGGAACAAGAACGUCGUGACGCAGAGUACGCUCGCCAACUCCAUGAAUCCUUCUUCCAGCCGCAACCAUCGUCUUCUCGACACAUCGUGUCCUCCUCUGACCCAGAUACGCCUGAGCCGUCACCUCAGAGACCGCACCAGAGAAACAGCCACCGACCUCCUGGCCCCUCUCAGCUGGCCCCACCAUCACGUUCUCUCGAUCCAAACCGCUCGGCAUUUCUUGGUCGGCUGAUGGAAGCCAGGGAAUCCGGCUUACCACCAGGUAUGCGUGAUAGCGACGAUAGUGAUGUCGCCGAAAUUACGCCGUUGGACUUCCAACGUCAUGUCCAGAAUUCACCCCCGCGGACGAAUCGCUACCCACUUCCCUGGGAGAAUGGGAUGGACAAUGACGGUCUCAAUCGCCCUCACCCCUCCCUUCAACCAAACCGUCACCCUUUGGACAGGAUGAAUAACGGACCUGGUCGUUCUUAUAUUAUGCCAAUGCCUCCAUCAAGACCAUCUCUCUCUUCUGCUAUGGGAAGGCCUGGAACUACGUUUAGUCCACAUGUGAUGUCAAGCACCAUGGCAAGGCUUAAUUCAGGCAAGGAUAUGCUGGCGCAAGCAACGAGGGCUUUAUUUGGCGAUGCGGGUCCUUAUCAAGGUUCUUCCGAUUAUCCCUCUUUUGACCCAGAUUAUGUUGGCCAAAGGAACUACGACAUGGCCAUGAAUCGUUUGAAUGAUAUUUACGGGUCCGCAGAGGACCCGAAAAAGACCCAGGAGGAGAUUGUGAAACUGCUUGAAAGCAUCAGGCCUGAUUCCGAAAUCUCCCUCAAAGAUCGUGAAGGGACUCCUGACGCUCUCAAAUACCCACUAUUGGAACACCAGAAACUGGGACUUGCCUGGAUGAAGGCGAUGGAGGAAGGAGAGAACAAAGGCGGGAUCCUUGCAGAUGACAUGGGUCUCGGAAAGACAGUCCAGGCUAUCUCUCUCAUGGUGACCCGGCCGUCGACCGAUCCCAACCGAAAGCCGACUCUCAUCAUUGCCCCGGUUGCCUUGAUACAGCAGUGGAAACGCGAGAUAACUAGGAUGCUGAAGCCCGGGAGGCACCAACUUUCCGUCUGCGUAUUGCAUGGCGAAAAGAAAGCUACGAAAUUUCGAGAUUUGAAGCAAUACGACGUGGUCCUCACCACCUUCGGUACCUUGGCGGCGGAACUGAAGCGGAGAGAGAAGUACGAAGAGCUAGAGAAACGCGAUCCAAACUUGGCCAGGCACUAUAUGCAGGACCUUCCUUGCCUGAGCCCAGCCAGCAAGUGGUACCGCGUCAUCAUCGAUGAAGCUCAGUGCAUCAAAAAUCGCAACACGAAGUCUGCAAACGCAUGCUGUCGGCUCAACGCCACGUACCGCUGGUGCAUGACGGGGACUCCCAUGAUGAACAGCGUUGAGGAGCUUCACUCGCUGAUCAAGUUUCUCCGCAUUCGGCCCUACUGCCAACUUGAGAAUUUCCAACGUGACUUUGUUCGACCCCUGAAGAGCGGUGUAAACUCCUUGCGCGAGAAGGCCAUGUUGCAACUUCAAGUCCUGCUGAAAGCGGUUCUCUUACGGCGAACCAAGACGUCGAAGAUAGAUGGCAAGCCGAUUCUGCAACUCCCGCCCAAGGUUUCGGAACGGGUACAUGCGGUGUUCAGUGAGGAUGAGCAGGAAUUCUACAAUGCUCUGGAAACCCAGACUCAGCUUGAGGUCAACAGGUAUAUAGAGGCCGGUACCAUGGGCCGCAACUACUCUAAUAUCCUCGUGCUACUCCUCCGACUUCGACAGGCAUGUUGCCACCCGCACCUGAUCAAGGACUUUGGCGUCGAGAUCACUGCGGCCACAGGCGAGUUGGACCUCAUUGCAAAUGCAAAGGCCUUCGCCGCUGAUGUUGUCAAUCGUCUGAAAGACAAUGACGACUACGAAUGUCCUAUCUGUAUCGAUGCCGUGGACAACCCUGUGAUUUUCUUCCCCUGCGGUCACAGUACAUGUGCGGAGUGUUUCUCGAGAAUAUCGGAUCCGGCCAUAGCCGUCAGGAAUGGUGUGGACGGUGCCGUCGAAGCCAAAUGUCCUAACUGCCGUGGUCGCGUCGAUCCCAAGAAGAUCACCGACCAUCUGUCUUUCAAGAAAGUGCAUUUCCCCGACCCAUCUACCGAAGAGGAGGGAGAUGGGUGUGCAGCAAAGGAGGACUCCGACGACUCCGACUCCGACAACAGCGAUGACGACAGCGACGACAGCAACCAAAGCCUAUCCAGAUUCAUUGUCGCCGACGAUGAAGACGAAGAAGGCACGUCAAAAAGGCCCAAAGCCAAAGGCAAGAGAAAUGGCAAAGGCAAAAGCAAGACGGGCAAGAAAACGCACACGCUCGCCCAGCUCAGAAAGGAAGCCACUCGCAACAAAAAGUCCAAACUGAAAUACCUGCGCCGUCUCGAAAAGUCAUGGAUCUCCAGCGCCAAGAUCGAAAAAGCCAUGGAGAUCCUGCGCGGAAUCCACAGCGGCGAGAACAACGAGAAGACGAUCAUCUUCAGCCAGUUCACCUCGCUGCUCGAUCUGCUCGAGGUCCCGAUCGCGCGUCAAGGAUGGGAUUAUCGCCGUUACGACGGCAGCAUGAAACCCGCCGACCGCAACCAAGCCGUGCUGGACUUCACGGAUAACCCGGACUGCACUAUUAUGCUUGUUUCCCUCAAGGCCGGUAACGCCGGCUUGAACCUCGUCGCCGCUUCCCAGGUCAUCAUCUUUGAUCCCUUCUGGAACCCCUACGUCGAGGAACAGGCUGUCGACCGCGCCCAUCGUAUCGGACAGACUCGUCCUGUUGUUAUCCAUCGUAUCGUCGUUCAGAACACAGUCGAAGAUCGGAUCCUCGAGCUUCAGGAUAAGAAGCGAGAGCUGGUGGAAGGUGCUUUGGAUGAGAAGGCCUCCAGAGAUGUUUCGAGAUUGGGGACGAGAGAACUGGCUUAUCUAUUCAACAUCCGUCGUGAAUAAUCCCCCCUUUCGAUCUUUUUCCUCCUCAUCCUGUCAUCAAAUUAAAAAUUACAUACCUCUGGCGUUAUGGCGGAAUUUUGAAUCUGAGCCCGUUCCUUUCUUGACAUUUCCAAGAUACCCUUCCCUUCCAUUCCCCUUCCCUACCAACACCACCAAGCGUUAUCCUACACUACAGUAUAUUUUCCCAUAACAUCUCUCUGCUAGCUGGCUGGCUAGCUAGCUAGAUAGAUAGCUAUCUAACCAGGUCUAUCCUGCUCUGUUUUGUCUCCGUCUCCCUGUCUCCCUCCCUCCCUUUCUUUCUUCUUUUCACCGGGUUGGUUCCGUGAGUCUUCCUUGAAUAGACAGACACAUUACAUCGCCCUCAUCGUCGAACAUGAAUUAAUAUCCAUCCAUCCAUUCGCA